UCAAGGUACAGAAAUGCAGAGGCCAAGAAUGAGCUGUUCAGCCGCUGGUCCCGCAAGUCGGUCGCAGAACUGAGCCGCAUCCAGGGCCAGUGGGAGUUCCUGGAACGCAUGCUCCAAGAGCACAGGGACAUUGUUUCCCGCCAGGUGGACAUCCUCAGGGCCAACAUGGCCGCCAAGCUGCAGAACUUUGAGCUGGACCAGGAGCGCUUUGCGGCGCGCUGGCGCCACUUGCGGCCGGGGGCCCAGAUGGCGGACCUGACCGGGGACGCCGUGGGCAAGACCACGGGCACCCUGAAGCAGCUCAGGGUGGAGCUCGACUCCCUGCUCAAGACCAAAGAGGCCCUCUUGGCCGAAGUUGUCCAGCUGGGCCUCGCCGAGCCCGACCUGUCCGUCCUGGCCGACAUAGAGGCGGAGCUCAGGGAGGCCGAAGCGGUCUGGUUCCUCUAUGAGGAGUUCCAGAACCAGCUUUCGGAACUCGCUCGGGAGGAAUGGAUCCUCAUCAGGGGCAAGUUGCACAAGUUUGAGAACUUCCUCGGUGAUUGGGCACGCAAGAUCAAGGAAGGCAGCGAAGCCACCACUGUGACGGCGGCGUUGCACCGGGAGAUCGACGCUCACAAGGACCUGAUGGCAGUUCUCAAGUACUGCCGGGGGGAGGUCUUCUCACCGCAACACUGGGGGGAGUUUUUCCAAAUUACCGGUAUUGCAACGGCACCCGUGGAAAAGCUGCUGUUUGCCGACAUCCUCGAGGCAAGGACUCAAAUACUCGACAGGAAGCAUCAACUCAAGGACCUGAACAGCAGGGCGCAGGGCGAAGUGACGAUCCGUGAGGUGCUGAACGAGCUGGAUGUCUGGGGAGGGAGUGCUCGUUUCUCUCUCAUCGAGCACUGUGAUUCGCUCGGUAACGACCUCACAAUCGUCAAGGAGUGGACGGAAGUCCUGGGAAAGGUCGGGGAGCUCCAGUGCAUGGUGCAGUCUCUGAAGGACUCUGCCUACUACCAGCGGUUCUCUGACCGUGCUGCCAUCUGGGAGCAGCGGCUGAGCUUCCUGGACCAGGCACUGCACGGCCUGAGCCAGAUCCAACGCAAGUGGCUCUACCUGGAGCCCAUUCUCGGAAGGGGGGCACUGCCCUCCGAGUCGGCACGCUUCCAAAACAUCAGCGACGACUUCAGGUUUGUGAUGGCGGGGAUUGCACGUGACGACCGCAUCCUGCUCUUGACCAACGUGACGGGCUUGCUGGCAACUCUGAGCGGCCUGACAGAUCAGCUGGCUCGGUGCCAGAGGGCGCUCAACCAGUACCUGGAGCUGAAGCGCUCCGGGUUCCCACGCUUCUACUUCCUGGGGGAUGAGGACCUGCUGGAGAUCCUGGGCCAGGCCACCAAGCCCCCCGUGAUCCAGUCCCACCUGAGGAAGCUCUUUGCCGGCAUACACAGCGUUCAGUUUGGCCAUGGGGAGCACCAGGUGGUCGCCAUGGUCUCCCUGGACGGGGAGGUUGUGCCCCUGGCGAGUCCCGUCGCCAUCACGGCCGAGGUGGAGGUGUGGCUGAAUGACCUGGCAGUCCAGAUGAAGGAAACCCUUCAGCAGCUGCUGACGGACUGUCUGAACGCACGCAAGAAGGGCUCUGCUGAAGGACAGGAUCCAUCUCAGUACCCGUCCCAGAUCUUGUGCCUCGCGGAGUGGGUUCGUUUCACGGAGGCCUGCGAGGAAGCCAUCGAGCGGGGCACCCUGCCACGUCUCUCGGAGGACGUGGAGAGGCAGCUGGAACACUACACGGGCGUGGAGCUGGAAAGCAACCCUGUGCUGGAGCUGAAGCUGAAGGCCCUGGUGCUGGACAGCGUCCACAGGAUCAGCAUCAUCGAGGAACUUCAAGAGUACCGAACCUCCAAGGUCACGGACUGGCACUGGCAGAAGCAGCUGAGGUUCUACAUCCAGAACGGACUGGCCGUAGUGAAGAUGGUGGACGCCACGUUUGAGUACUCGUACGAGUACCAGGGCAACGCACCCAAGCUGGUACACACUCCUCUGACCGACAAGUGCUUCAUCAGCCUCACCCAAGGAAUGCGCAUGGGUGUUGGCGGCAACCCCUACGGCCCCGCGGGUACGGGCAAGACUGAGUCGGUGAAGGCCCUUGGCAAUGCAAUGGGUCGACAGGUGCUGGUCUUCAACUGCGACGAGGGCAUCGACGUGCGCUCCAUGAAGCGCAUCUUCGUCGGCCUGGUCAAGUGCGGAGCCUGGGGCUGCUUUGACGAGUUCAACCGGCUGGAGGAGUCCGUGCUGUCCGCCCUGUCGGUCCAGAUUCAGAAGAUCCAGCUGGCCCUCAAGGAGAGGGCGCCACACGUCGACCUCCUCGACAAACAGGUUGAGGUGGACCCCAAUGCGGGCAUCUUCAUCACCAUGAACCCCGUGGGCAAGGGCUACGGGGGGCGCCAGAAGCUGCCGGACAACUUGAAGCAGCUCUUCCGCCCCGUGGCCAUGUCUCGGCCGGACAACGACACCAUUGCCCGGGUGCUGCUCUUCUCCGAGGGCUUCAGGCACUCGCGACCGCUCGGCUCCAAACUGGUCGCCAUCUUCGACCUGGCCAGGGAACUGCUGAUGCCGCAGCAGCACUAUGACUGGGGGCUGAGAGCUCUCAAGAGUGUCCUGCAAGCCUGUGGGAGGCUGCUGAAAAGUGCCAGGGAUUCUGCUCCUCUCGAGUUGGACAGGGAGUAUUGGGAGAGCGGCCUGGUGGUGCAGGCGGUGCGUCUCAACACCCUUCCCAAGCUGGCCUUCGGGGACUGCCAGCAGUUCGACGCCCUCGUCCGAGACGUCUUCCCGGACGUCCAGCUGCGGGAGUUUCGGGACGCCGACACGGUGGCCGCCAUUGGAGAGGCCUACAAGGAGCUCGGGCUGGUUCCAAACGACAUGCAGGUGCACAAGGUACUUGAGCUGAAGGAACAACUCAGCCAGAGGAUGGGGGUGGUGCUGGUGGGACCCAGCGGCUCGGGGAAGACCACCCUGUGCAGGCUCCUGCUGCACGCCCUCAGGCACGCCGGCGAGGUCGUCCAUACACACACCUUGAACCCCAAGGCCAUGCCCAGGCAGCAGCUCCUUGGCCACAUCGACGUCGACACGCGGGAGUGGCAUGACGGCGUGCUGACGGCGAGCGCACGCCAAGUCAUCAAGGAGCCUCUCGGUGUCCGUUCGUGGAUCAUCUGUGACGGAGACAUUGACCCCGAGUGGAUUGAGUCGCUCAACUCGGUGCUGGACGACAACCACCUGCUCACCAUGCCGUCCGGGGAACGCAUCCAGUUUGGGCCCGACGUCAACUUCCUGUUCGAGACACACGACCUCGGAUGUGCCUCCCCGGCCACCAUAUCCCGCAUGGGGAUGAUAUUCCUCAGCCCUGAGAAUGUUGAAGUGACGGCUGUGGUCUCUUCCUGGCUUCAAGAGCAGACCGAGGAGGCCCGCAGAGUCCUCUCCGGUCUCCUCGACGACUACUUCUACCGAGCCCUCCAGUGGGUGGUGCAGUUGAAUGAGUUCUGCGUCGAGACGACCAUUUUGGGAGUGGUCAGGUCUGGCCUGUCGUACCUGGCCGAUGUCAGGUCCAGGACGCAGUUUGCGCUGGCACUUGUAAGAGGAAUUGCAGCUAACCUCAACAAGAUGGCAAGAGAGAAGUGUGCACGGGAGAUCUUCUCUUGGAUGGGAGUGAUUGCUCCGGAUCCAAACCAUGCAUUUGAUUCCUGCUACAACAGCAAGAGAGACAGACUGGACAGGUACAAUCCUCAGGAGUCGGUCGAGGUGAGUCUGUCUGCGCUGGCCGGCCCGUCUCCUCCCGUGGUGGAGACGGUGGACGUGCUGCGGUCGGCCGACCUCAUCCUGCCCUGGCUGUCUUCGGGCGUGGAGCCCCUGCUUGUCGUCGGUCCCGAAGGCUGUGGGAAGAGUGUAGAUUAUUUGGUGCCUGUAACCCUACCAUUGCCUGUGGAUUGCAGCCUCUUGCUGAGCCACUGCCUCCAACAGCUGCACUCGGUGGAAGUGGCUGCGGUGCACUGCUGCGCGCAGACGACCGCGUCGCAGCUGCUGCACAAGCUAAGGCAGUGCUGCGUCGCCGUGACGACCGGCAGGGGGCGGAGCCUGCGCCCCAGGGAGGCGGACAAGCUGGUGCUCUUCCUCAGGGACCUGAACCUGGUGAAGCCGGACAAGUGGGGCACCUGCCAGCUGGUGGCCUGGCUGCAGCAGGUGGUAAGCUACCGUGGCUUCUACGACCAAGACCUGGACUGGGUGGGGCUGGAAAGGAUCCAGAUUGUGGCCACCAUGAGCUCGGGCAGCUCCCUGGGCAAGCACCGCCUGUCCACUCGCUUCACUUCCCUCGCCCGCAUCCUGGCACUGCAGUACCCUGAGAAGGAGCAGCUGGUGAGGGUGUACAGUGCAUACCUACGUCCCGUGAUGGUGCACCUUGCCGGGAAGCCCUCGGACUGGAGCUCUCCUCCGAAGCUGGACACCCUCGCUGCGUCCAUGGUGCUGUUGCUCGAGCAGAUGCAAUCCAAGUUCUCGGUGGAUGACCAGAGCCACUACGUGUUCACCCCGAAGACGCUGACCGAGUGGACGCGGGGUCUGCUGCGGUACUCCACCGCGGGGUCCCCCUCUGUGCUCGAGCCCUGGGUCUACGAGGGCUGUCGUCUGCUGCGAGACCGCCUGGCGGACGACGAGGCAAGGGCGCGCUUCGACGCCAUUCUGUCGGGCAUCCUUCGCUCGGACUGGGGAGAUUCUUCUGCCUUGGAGCAGGCGAAAGGCUGCUUCUACGUGUCGCAAGGUGGCGCUUUCUCCAGCCACGCAUCUGAGCUGGGACGCUCACUGUCUAGGCUCGAGCGCUCCGACUGGGAAGGCAUCGUUCGGAAAGCAGUGAGCACAUACGGUCACGAAGUCCAGGAGGUUGGCAACACGGUGCUCUUCCUGGAGGUCCUGGAGUUGUGUGCACGCAUCGACAGGGUGCUGUCGUGUCCGCGUGGCUCCCUCCUGCUCGCCGGCGUUGCCGGGAUGGGGCGCAGAAUGGCCGCCUCGGUGGUGGCACACAUGCACGGCGUGGCCACCUUCACUCCCAAGAUGACCCUCAACUAUGCAACCAGGAACCUCAUGGCAGACCUCAAGGCGAUUGUGCAGGCAUCCGGUAUUGAGAACCAGCAGAUGCUUCUACUCCUGGAGGACCAUCAGUUGUUCGAUCCAGAGUCCCUGGAGAUCGUCAAUGGCCUGCUGGCAACGGGCGAGGUGCCGGGUCUCUUCCGCCAAGAGGAGCUAGAGCCACUGUUGGCUCCUCUGCGCGACCAGGCCGCCGAAGAGGGCUACAGGGGUUCGGCACUUAGCUACUUCUGCCACCGUAUGGUUUGCUCAAGUUGA
This is a messenger RNA of Ixodes scapularis (black-legged tick), 5367 nucleotides long. Its product is annotated as cytoplasmic dynein 2 heavy chain 1. Gene Ontology annotation, cellular component: dynein complex. The transcript is spliced from 32 exons. Gene Ontology annotation, biological process: microtubule-based movement. Gene Ontology annotation, molecular function: ATP hydrolysis activity; dynein light intermediate chain binding; minus-end-directed microtubule motor activity. NCBI's taxonomy places the organism in Eukaryota, Metazoa, Arthropoda, Arachnida, Ixodida, Ixodidae. Bases 109 to 5367 code for a protein of 1752 amino acids. The record is from RefSeq and is a predicted model, not a curated record.